AUGGACGGAGGUCUCUGCGACGAGCUCCUAGAAGAAGUCCUCCGCCGCCUCCCUCGGCGGGGUACCUUUUUCGCCUCCUCCACCGCCGAUGUCUCCCUCGUCUCCAAGCGGUGGCUCCGCCUCUACCGCUCUACCAGAUCCACACUCUCUCUCCGCCUCUCCCCGGACGACUACCCUUCCGUUCCCACUGGCUCCGCUUCUUCCGCUCUCUUAAGAAUCUCAACGUCUCUUUUCUCUCCGUACCCAAAGGAUUCGAACCCGUCGAUGCUGCGUGCGAGGGGAACUUUGACGCUAAAUCGCUGCGAAGGAAUCGGCAAUGAUACGUCGAGUUCGUUGUUUGUUAAGUGCCUCAAAGGCCUCCAAGAAGUGGAAUUGAUUCAUUGCAGAUAUGAAAUUUUGUCGAAAUUGGUAAAUAAUUGUGCGUCUUUAAGCUCUCUAUUGGUACACGAUAGUUUCGCUGGUACAAAGGGAUUACGUCAAUUCAUUACUCACGGCCGUUGUAAUUUGCGAAAACUCGAUUUACGUACACGCCAUGGCCUGCUCAGAGAGACAGACUUAUUGGCCGUGGGUGAGAAGUUCAGGGGUUUGUUGUCGCUUCGGUUACAUGGUUUUUCCUCUAUUACUGGUGAAGGGCUCAAGACUAUGAUGUUAGCCAUGAGUAAUGAGCUUGAAGAGUUGGCUUUGGUAAAUUGCAACUUGGGACCUGGAUUGUUGACCACUCUGGGGCAGAAGUUUCGAAAUUUGAGGAAGUUGGACUUGUCUUCUAAUACAAGGAUGCUGGUGGAUAAAGAGUUUAUAUCGAUGCUUGCGUCAUGUAAUUUUUUGACGGUAUUGAAGGUGAGGAGUUGUAGAGGUUUGACAAAUGCAUCUCUGGUUUCGAUGUUUCAGAGCUGUAAGCAGUUGGAGAGUGUAGAUAUCAUGGAUUGUCCCGGGAUUGAGGCAGAGUACGUUGAGUUCUUUGUUUUGAAUUGUCCGCGGUUGAGACAGAUACGUGUUGAAGAAAGCAAGCUUUCAGAUGUUUCCAGGUCGUGGGCUUCGAAGAAGUUGGUCGAGUUGGUGUUUCAUUGA
Rhododendron vialii is the source of this 1068-nucleotide messenger RNA. RefSeq names its product F-box/LRR-repeat protein 4-like. Gene Ontology annotation, biological process: SCF-dependent proteasomal ubiquitin-dependent protein catabolic process. The transcript has 3 exons. NCBI's taxonomy places the organism in Eukaryota, Viridiplantae, Streptophyta, Magnoliopsida, Ericales, Ericaceae. The record is from RefSeq and is a predicted model, not a curated record. Gene Ontology annotation, cellular component: SCF ubiquitin ligase complex. The coding region runs from base 1 to 1068 and encodes 355 amino acids.